CGCUUCAGAAGACAGAACUACUUGAUCUUCAGUCUUGUUUGUUGUUGCAGUGAUAAACCUUACCUGUGAGCAACUACAGUAUCAGAAGAGAUUAUGCAGAAUAAGAUUCAGUUUCUUAUUUUAUUUGUUCUGAGCCCUUGUGUUUGCUCUCUGCCUCACAUGUUUUACUAUGUUCCUGUGCCAACGAGCUGGUUGGAUGCGCAAACAUACUGCAGACAACAUUACACUGAUUUGGCAACCAUUGAUGACAAGACAGAUGUUUAUGAGUUGGUAAAAACUGUACCCAAAGAUUUUAAAGGCAAAUAUAUAUGGAUUGGACUCUAUCGGAUGAGUGGCACUUCUCCCUGGAUUUGGUCCGAUCAGAGCAAGUCCAUAUUCGGAUGGUGGGCUUCUGGACAGCCAAACAAUUAUAAUGGCUACCAAUUCUGUGCGUCAAUAUAUACUGAUGGAUUCUGGGCCGAUGAGGAUUGUGUAUUAAAAUACACUUCUAUCUGCUACAUUGACAGGAAGACACAGAUUUUAAGGGUUGACGUGAAAUCAAGUCAAAAUAUGAAUGAUCCUGAAGUGAAGAAAGAGAUUUUAAAGAAGGCGAGUUCAUAAGUGGCUAGAGUGAAUAUGUGCGGUGUGUGGGUG
Myxocyprinus asiaticus (Chinese sucker) is the source of this 633-nucleotide messenger RNA. Its product is annotated as L-selectin-like. The transcript has 4 exons. Lineage: Eukaryota; Metazoa; Chordata; Actinopteri; Cypriniformes; Catostomidae. Bases 94 to 600 code for a protein of 168 amino acids. The record is from RefSeq and is a predicted model, not a curated record.